This is a messenger RNA of Marasmius oreades (fairy-ring Marasmius), 237 nucleotides long. RefSeq lists its product as uncharacterized. NCBI's taxonomy places the organism in Eukaryota, Fungi, Basidiomycota, Agaricomycetes, Agaricales, Marasmiaceae. The transcript has 2 exons. The record is from RefSeq and is a predicted model, not a curated record. The coding region runs from base 1 to 237 and encodes 78 amino acids.
AUGGCUACGGGGAAGGUCAUUACAUCUGUGUCAGCUGGCUCGGAAAAAGAUGUUGACAUCGCAGUUGAUGCUGCUCUCAAGGUGCGUCUGUUGAAUCUCUUCGCGGGCAUGAAAUUAAUUGUUCUCGUUACGAUACUACAAGGCAUACAAAACAUCUUGGGGUCUCAAAGUACCGGGAACAGAACGAGGAAGACUAUUGAGCAGACUCGCCGACCUGAUCGAGGAAAACCUGGAUGA